Gongylonema pulchrum is the source of this 360-nucleotide messenger RNA. Lineage: Eukaryota; Metazoa; Nematoda; Chromadorea; Rhabditida; Gongylonematidae. The record is from the annotation of a GenBank genome assembly.
AAUAGCGAAGAAAUCCACGAAGAUGUUUCAGAGGUGUAUACAAAAAUUUUGUUUCUUUUUAUGACGGCUGCUGUUGAUGAUGGAACGUUUUUGGGCAAACGAAAUCAUCAGUUGCUGAACAAAGAAAACAGCUUGUUCAAUACGAAACGACUGUUUCGUGCAAUUUCCAUCUUCAAACGAUCAAACACUGUUGCUGUUGAAAGGAUUAUUCGGGAAGCUUACUCAUCGAGGCAGUUUACGGAAGCCGAUGUCUUGUCAAGCAUCAAGACUGUUGGACAGGUAUCCAGUUUUCCAUUUUUCAGUUUUUUUUUCCAUUUUUCGGAUCCAAUUUUCCAUUUUUUCAUGUUCUCUGUAAACUGA